AUGAGCCAACUAACUUUUCUCGAUUUGAGGUACAACUCACUCAAUGGGACAAUACCAUCUUCGUUGUUUGCUCCGCCUUCAUUGGUUCUUAUAGGAUGGAGUAACAAUAAGCUACAGGGACCAAUUCCAAGAUUAGUUUAUCAACUCCAGAACCUAACAUACUUGCCGCUUUCAUCAAAUAACUUAAGUGGUGUAGUGGAUCUAGAUAAGCUUCUAAAGCUUAAAAAUCUGAUCUAUCUUGAUCUCUCAUAUAAUGGUCUCUCAUUGAGCAUCAACAACAUUGUCAACUCUACCUUGCCCAACUUGGAGUAUAUAAGUUUAGCUUCUUGCAGCUUAAGCGAAUUCCCAAACUUCUUGAGAGAGCAAGCCAGAUUGCGUUCUCUAGACCUUUCAAACAACAAAAUUCACGGUGAAGUUCCAAAAUGGAUAUUUGAUGUGGGGAAAAAUACAUUGGAAGGUUUAAAUCUCUCUCAUAAUUUCCUUACAAGUUUAGAGCGUCUUCCAUGGAAGAAUCUAGCAUAUAUUGGCCUGCACUCCAACUUACUCCAAGGACCACUCCCUAUUCCACCUAACACCACAAAUGUUUUCUCUAUCUCAGACAAUAAAUUGACCGGAGAAAUCCCUGCAUUGAUUUGCAAUCUGAGUUAUCUUCUAGUUCUUGAUCUAUCUAAUAAUAGUUUGAGUGGCUCGAUUCCACAAUGUUUGGGAAACUUGAGCAAUAGUCUAUCGGUGUUGAAUUUAGGGAUCAAUAGAUUUCGUGGCACGUUUACUGUAACAUUUACCAAAGGCAACAUGCUAAGGAAUCUUAACUUGAAUGGCAAUCAAAUUGAAGGACAAGUUCCCCGAUCUUUGCUCAAUUGUAGACGCUUGGAAGUUCUAGAUCUUGGAAAAAACAAGAUAAAUGAUACAUUCCCCCACUGGUUGGAAACACUUCGAAAUUUGCAGGUGCUUGUCUUGAAAUUUAAUAGGUUUCAUGGUCACAUAGGCACCUUCAAGACCAAGGGUAAACAUCCUUUCCCUAAGUUGAGAAUUAUUGACAUGUCUUACAAUGAUUUCAGUGGGCUUUUGCCAACAAAUUAUAUCAAACAAUUUGAAGCUAUGAUGAAUGUGGAUGAACAUGAAAUGAAACUGAAAUAUAUGGGUGAGCCUUAUUACCAAGAUUCUGUGGUGGUGGUGGUGGUGGUGAUGAAAGGACUGGAGAUUGAAUAUUCAAGAAUCUUAACUGUCUUCUCAAUCAUUGAUUUAUCAAGCAACAAUUUCCAAGGAGAGAUUCUGAAAUCCAUUGAGAAGCUUAAUUCGCUUCGGGGUCUUAACUUAUCUCAUAACAAUCUCACAGGCCAUAUCCCAACUUCACUUAGAAAUUUGAAAAACCUUGAAUCAUUGGACCUUUCCUCAAACAAGCUUGUUGGGGAGAUUCCUCAACAAUUGACAAAUUUGAUGUUUCUUGAGGUACUAAACCUUUCGGUCAACCAAGUAGUAGGACCAAUUCCUCAAGGGAGGUAG
Molecule: messenger RNA, 1503 nt
Organism: Camellia sinensis
Lineage: Eukaryota; Viridiplantae; Streptophyta; Magnoliopsida; Ericales; Theaceae
Product: receptor-like protein 7
Molecular function (GO): protein binding
Source: RefSeq, a predicted model, not a curated record